AUGGCUUCCAUCGUCGUCUCCUCCCGCCAUGCCUUCUCCCGACACACCCUGCUCGCCAACUCCCUCUCCAAUCCCCGUCCGCACCUCCUCGCCCGAUCGAUAGCGACGACCAAGUCGCGCAAGGAUGGCGAACAUGUCCUCUCCCCACCGCUCAUCCCCAUGACGCCCGCACAGACAGCUCCCCCACAACGCCGACCACUGGCCAGCAUGCCGACCAAGACGUUACUACGCGGAUACCUCCUCGGACAGAUCUUCGCGCGACCCGCCCUGAUGAAUCUGGGCAUCAUGGUGAUGCAGAAAAUCUCCAGCUCGAAAAGCCUCCUCCUGGAUCCCGACCGCAACUGGCUGCUGGAGCGCGCGAUCCGGUAUUCCGUCUUCAACCAGUUCUGCGCGGGCUCCAAUAAGCGGGAAGUAAAGGGUACUGUUACUGGUUUGAAGCAGCAGGGCUUCAGCGGCGUCAUCUUGUGCUAUGCCAAGGAGCUGGCGCCCGAAGAGCUCGCCGAGAGCAGGCCCGAUGCUGCGCUGGUGGAGAAGCACGUCUCGCAGUGGCUGGAUGGCAAUAACAAGACGCUGCAGAUGCUGGGGUCGGGAGACUAUAUGGCCAUCAAGUAAGGAGUCCCCUCGAUGAUGUGGAGAACGCUUCUCGAUAUCACUUCUUCACAGGGAGACCGCUUUUCGAGAUGAUGGGAGAAUCCACUAACUCUCUCCAGGUACACCGGCGCCGGUAAUGCCGUCUGCAACGCCCUGGCUUCCAACAUCGCACCACCCGACAGCUUCCGCACGGCCGUCUUCUCCCUCUGCCAGCGAGCACAAGCGCAGGGGGCGCGAAUCAUGGUCGACGCCGAGAACCAAGCCUAUCAAUCCACCGUCGACCGAUGGACCGUCGAGCUGAUGCGCCGCUUCAACCGCGACGGCAAGGUCGUCGUCCUCAACACAUACCAAUCCUACCUCAAGAGCUGCCGAGACACCCUCCGGCAGCAUCUCGCACUGGCGCAGAAGGAAGACUGGACCCUCGGCGUCAAACUCGUCCGGGGCGCCUACAUCCAAUCCGACCCGAGGCACCUCAUCCACGACACCAAAGUCGAUACCGACCGCUGCUUCGACUCCAUUGUCGAGGAUUUGAUCUCGAAAUCAUACCCCGGACUCCCAUCGGACGCCCCCUUUCCCGACGCGCAACUCUUCCUCGCCAGCCACAACGCCGAGUCCACCCGCCACGCACUCCGUCUGCAUCGUCAACUGGUCCACGCCGGUCGGAAUCCGCGACCUUUUGAGUCUGGACAAUUACAAGGCAUGGCCGACGACGUGAGCUGCGAGAUGCUCGACGAGGGCAGACCCGCCCGCAACAACGGCUCCGCGGAGCAACGGCUCGCUGCGCCUCUGGUCUACAAGUACCUCAGCUGGGGUAGUGUGAAGGAAUGCCUGCAUUACUUGAUGCGACGCGCGACGGAGAAUCAGGGCGCGACGGAGCGAUUGAAGGAGACGGUGGUGGAGAUGCGGAAUGAACUGAAAGCGCGGGUCCGGGGGGGCAGGGCGUGA
Lecanosticta acicola is the source of this 1536-nucleotide messenger RNA. The record is from the annotation of a GenBank genome assembly. NCBI's taxonomy places the organism in Eukaryota, Fungi, Ascomycota, Dothideomycetes, Mycosphaerellales, Mycosphaerellaceae.